Molecule: messenger RNA, 1310 nt
Organism: Prunus persica (peach)
Lineage: Eukaryota; Viridiplantae; Streptophyta; Magnoliopsida; Rosales; Rosaceae
Product: two-component response regulator ARR5
Exons: 5
Coding region: 298-981 (227 amino acids)
Biological process (GO): cytokinin-activated signaling pathway; phosphorelay signal transduction system
Source: RefSeq, a predicted model, not a curated record
GGGGGUGGUAUAAUCCUCUCUGCUAGAUUUGCAAAGAGAAAACAAAAUCUCACAGAUAUAUUGGAUCCUCAGAAUCUCAGCUUUAGCCUUUUGCCUAUUUAAAGCAAAAACCCACCCACCUCUCUCUAUUUCCGCUUUCGUACGCCUCUCCUCUUUAAAGACUCUUCAACGCCUUCCUCACACAACCAACGCUUCUUCUUCAAAAAUACUCUGCUUCUCUCUGUUUUUUUAUUGUUUCCACGCGGACCCAUUUCAGCUGACUAGCUAAAUACUCCUCUUCAAGCUCUGCAAGGCUCAAUGGCGAUGGCCAGUGAGAUGUUCAGGCCUAAUUUGCCCGAAAGUUUUGAGCUUUCUGCUGAUUCUCAGAUGGGUUCUGGGGAGCUGCAUGUUCUUGCCGUGGAUGAUAGCCACGUCGACCGGAAGGUCAUUGAGAGGUUGCUAAAGAUAUCAUCUUGCAAAGUGACGGCUGUUGACAGCGGGACAAGAGCUCUGCAGUAUCUAGGAUUGGAUGGGGAGAAGAGUUCUGUUGGAUUUGAUGCUAUGAAGGUGAAUCUAAUAAUAACAGACUACUCAAUGCCUGGGAUGACGGGAUAUGAGUUGCUAAAGAAGAUCAAGGAAUCUUCAGCUUUUAGAGAAGUUCCGGUGGUGAUCAUGUCAUCAGAAAACAUCCUGACCCGAAUUGAUAGAUGUUUGGAGGAAGGAGCUGAGGAGUAUAUAUUGAAGCCAGUAAAGCUUUCAGAUGUGAACCGUUUGAAACAUUUCAUGAUGGGAGGAGGAGAAAGAAGAGAAAGUGCAGAGAAGAAGAUUCACAAGAGAACAUUUCAAGUUGACUACAAUGCAUCAUCACCUCCCUCUCCUUUACCGCAACUGUCUCCUUCGUUUGCUUGCAGUCUAGCAUCAUCUCAGCUACCGUCUUCAUCGCCAUCAUUGCCCUCGACACGGUUUUCGUCAAAGAGACCUAGAUUGCACAAGACAGAUUGAUAUUGUCUGCCAUUAUUAGGAUUUUGUAACUUCACGUUCAUACAGAGUGUCCCCAUUUGGCAGUAUAGAGAAUUUCCUGUUUUGCCACGUAUGUUUUCUUCCACAACCUUGUGUAAAUUUGCCAACAUAUAACUUUCACCCUGACCAGAAAAGAGAAAGGGGAAAAGGGUAGACAGAGACAUAUAAGCAAGUCUUGGGGUUGAAAGGUUCUUUCCUUCCUACUUUUUGUGGGUGUUGGAGAUGGAAAAUCUCAACACAAUCAAUGGAAAUCCCAAAUAUUUUGAGGGGAAUAUUUUGCUGUCUACUGAUCUUUAUUUUCAACCAUUCAA